Messenger RNA from Oryzias melastigma (Indian medaka), 3134 nucleotides. RefSeq lists its product as uncharacterized. Gene Ontology annotation, molecular function: nucleic acid binding. Gene Ontology annotation, biological process: DNA integration. Lineage: Eukaryota; Metazoa; Chordata; Actinopteri; Beloniformes; Adrianichthyidae. The record is from RefSeq and is a predicted model, not a curated record.
CAGAUCAAGGGCCUCAAUCAUUUCUGACAGAGUCUACAGGAAGUUCCUGAAACACUGUAAAAUGCGGCCGUCUGAUACAGCGUUCAGGACAUACACUGGACAGCCUGUGCCCAUGAGAGGAAUGGCUGACAUCACUGUUACAACUAAUGGUCAAACAAAAAAGCUCCCUGUGUACAUCGCCAGAGGUAAUUACCCUGCCAUCAUGGGUCGGUUGUGGCUGAAGAAAAUAAAAAUCGACUGGCAAGCAAUACACAUGGUAUCAAAGAGCACCACAGACCUGCAAACUGUUCUAGAAAAAUAUAGCGAAGUUUUUCAAGAUGAACUGGGUAGCAUGAAAAACAUAACCGUCAAGCUACAUACCAAGCCUGAUAGCAAGCCAGUGUUUAAGAAAGCAAGACCUGUGCCAUAUGCCAUCAGAAGUAAAGUGGAAGCGGAUCUGAAUGCUCUAGUCAAAGAUGGAGUUCUGGAGCCGGUCACUGUCAGUGACUGGGCUACUCCUAUAGUUCCUGUGCUGAAGAAGGAUGGAGGAGUUCGUAUCUGUGGAGAUUUCAAGGUGACUGUGAACCCUGUGCUAUCUGCAGAGCAGUAUCCUCUUCCUCACAUUGAUGAUCUGUUUGCUGGACUCAGUGGAGGACAAAAGUUUAGCAAAAUAGAUCUGUGUCAAGCUUAUCUGCAAAUGCAUGUACAUGAAGAGUCACAGGAACUGCUCACGAUCACAACACACAAGGGCCUCUUCAGGUACCGCCGACUUCCUUUUGGCAUCACGUCUGCACCAGCUCUGUUUCAACGUGCCAUGGACCAGAUCCUCAGUGGUCUCUCAGGUGUCCAGUGUUAUUUGGAUGAUAUUCUGUGUACUGGAGCUACUGAUGAAGAACACCUCCGAAAUCUGGACGCCACCCUGCAGAGACUGAAAGAAUUCGGCCUGAGGGUACGCAGGGAAAAAUGUUCAUUUUUCCAGUCCUCUGUGGAAUAUUUGGGACAUGUCAUCGACGCUGAGGGCCUUCACACUGCCCCAUCCAAGACCACAGCCAUUGUGGAUGCGCCGCCACCCCAAAACGUCAACCAGCUACGAUCCUUCUUGGGAUUACUGAACUAUUAUGGCCGUUUCAUAAAAGACUUGGCAUCACUGCUAAAGCCGCUGCAUGACUUGCUCUGCCGAGACAAACCGUGGGAAUGGACUACGGCCUGCCAGGAGGCUUUCCUGAAAGCAAAAGAGGCGUUGGUGGGAUCUGAGGUCUUGACGCAUUUUGAUUCAUCACUCCCAAUUCAGCUGGCUUGUGAUGCAUCUCCCUAUGGGGUGGGUGCGGUCAUCUCCCAUGUAAUGCCAAAUGGUGAUGAGAAACCCAUCGCUUUUGCCUCCCGGACUCUGAACAAGGCAGAGACCAACUAUGCUCAGCUGGAACGAGAGGCAUUAAGCAUUGUUUUUGGAGUUCGUAAAUUCCAUCAAUACUUGUAUGGACGGAAAUUCACUCUCUUUACUGACCACAGACCACUAACCACAAUUCUUGGCCCACACAGUGGAAUACCCUCUCUGGCUGCAAGUCGUCUUCAACGGUGGGCUUUGCUUCUGUCAGCACACUCAUACGACAUCAGAUAUCGUAAGGCAGACUCACAUUGCAAUGCUGACGGCCUGUCUCGGCUGCCGCUCCCAGUCACUAGACCAGAGUCCCGUUCGGAGAGUGUAUUCUAUUUCAGCCAGGUGGAUGAUGCUCCUAUUUCGGCUGAACAGGUGAGAAAGGCCACACGCUCAGACCCCAUCUUGUCAGCUGCCUUGGACAUUGUUUUAAGAGGCCAUUUGGGCAGCGAUGACAGCGCCUUGAAGGCAUUCCUAGCAAGGAAGUCAGAGCUGUCUGUACAGGCUGGAUGUUUGCUCUGGGGGAGGAGGGUGAUUAUUCCACCAUCACUACGUAAACCACUGCUGCAGCAACUUCAUUCUGGCCACAGUGGCAUUGUUCGGAUGAAGGAAAUGGCUAGAAGCUACUUUUGGUGGCCUGGCAUGGAUGAACAGAUUGAGGAUGUAGCAAAAGAAUGCUCCUCAUGUCAAGAAGUCAGGAGUAAUCCUCAAAAAGCUCCCCUACAUCCUUGGAGUUUUCCAGAAGAGCCAUGGCAUCGCAUACAUAUUGAUUUUUCAGGACCUUUUGAGGAAAGGAUGAUGACGGAUGCACACAGCAAAUGGCCUGAAGUCGCCAUUAUGAGAUCCACUACCACUGAGAAAACUGUUGAGAAGCUGGAUGAGAUCUUCAGCCGUUUUGGACCUCCUGCUCAACUGGUUUCAGAUAAUGGCCCACAAUUUGUGUCACAGGAAAUGGGCAACUUCUUGCGAGCAAAUGGAGUGCAACACAUUCGAUCAGCGCCAUAUCAUCCUGCAACAAAUGGCCUAGCUGAAAGGUUUGUGCAGACCAUGAAGCAGACCUUAAAGUCAUCAAGAGGAGAAGGAACACUCCAUCAACGACUACACAACUUCUUACUCACCUACCGAAGCACACCACAUGCAACCACCAGAUCUUCUCCUGCUAGUCUGUUGCUACAAAGAGAACUUCGGACAACUUUUGACCUCCUCAAACCGUCAGUGAAGAACAUGGUUGCACAACAGCAGAAGAAACAAAUCAACCAAAGAGGUCAUGUAAAGGUCAGAGUCUUCACGCCAGGUGACUCCGUGCUGGCGAGAAAUUACUGCAGUUACAGACUGGACCGCUAUCCUAUACAGUUCAAACUUCAGCUGACAAUGUCUGGAGGAGACAUGUCGACCAGCUGUUGCCGGCAGCCAGACAACUGGCUCACGAGCACUUUACAGAUGUACCACCUGUCGAUUUGUCUGCGUGUCAACCUGCACCAACCCAGAGUUUUUCUACAGCUGAACCAGAGGUUACAUCUCCUGUUUCUCAGGAGAAAGACACAGAAACACAAACUUCUGUGUCAACUCCUGCUUUGGACUCACAGAUAGAACAUGGAGGCUCUGAGGUUCAAGUUAAUCGUCGAUACCCUUCAAGGCAGAGACGACCUCCUGAUCGCUUGAAUUUAUAGUUUGAGACUAACCCAAAUCACCUGGGGCAGAAUAAACCCAUGGGUUAAUUCUGGGGUUGAGGUAGUCUACCCUCACUCCAAGUUAAAAAUAAUUAAAAAAAAAAAAAAAA